GGAAGAUAUGGACCAUAUAGCUACAUUAACCAAAAUCAUGUUGCAGUAUAUAAGAGUAUCAUUUCAUGGCCAUGAUAACCAACAACCAUUAAUCUUAAAAUUCUUGGCUUUUUGCAAUGGCCACUACAAAUUCUCUCAGUGUGUCUUUUCCUGGCUUCAAACUAAAACUUUGUCUGACUCUGAUUGCAUGUGUAAUUGGGGUUACUUCAGCUCAGUUAUCUGCUAAAUUCUAUGAAAAAAGUUGCCCUGGUGCUCUUGCCACCAUAAGGAAAGCAGUGAAACAAGCUGUGCACAAUGAGUUUCGCAUGGGGGCAUCCUUGCUCCGACUCCAUUUCCAUGACUGCUUCGUUCAAGGAUGUGAUGCAUCUGUGUUGUUAGACGACACGGAUACUUUCACUGGGGAGAAGAAUUCGUUUCCAAAUGCUAACUCUCUUAGAGGUUUUGAUGUGAUUGAUAACAUAAAAUCAGAGUUGGAAAACAUGUGCCAAGAUGUUGUCUCUUGUGCAGACAUCUUAGCCGUUGCUGCGAGAGACGCUGUUUUUGAACUUGGUGGACCAAGAUGGGAAGUACCGUUAGGCAGAAGAGAUUCAACCACAGCAAGUUUAGCCGAAUCUAAUUCAGACUUACCAGCUCCUUUUUUCGAUCUCGAUGGCCUCACCAGUGCUUUCGCCAAGAAAAAUUUCACUGUCCAAGAACUAGUUACUUUAUCAGGUGGUCACUCAAUAGGACUGGUGAGGUGUCGUUUCUUCAGAAAGAGGAUUUAUAACGAGAGCAACAUCGACCAGACAUUUGCAGAGGAAAAGCAACAAGAGUGUCCCUUCGAAGGUGGUGACGACAACUUAAGUGCUUUCGAUUCGACCACUCCGUUCAAAUUUGACAAUGCGUUCUACAAGAACUUGUUGCAGCAAAAGGGUCUGGUCCACUCCGAUCAACAGCUCUUCAACGGCGUCAAUGGAACUAAUAGCCCCACAAAGGAUCAAGUAGUUAAUUAUGCGAGAAACAUGGCAAAAUUCAAGAAGGAUUUCGCAGCUGCAAUGUUGAAGAUGAGCAUGAUGACCCCACUUACUGGUUCAGACGGUGAGAUCAGGAAAAAGUGCAGCCGAGUGAAUCCUCCUUCAACCUGACCAACUUCAUCUUCAAUUAUAUGUAUUCAAUCAAAUAAAGCCUUCUUCUUUCCUCUGUUUCUCACCUUCAACUGUAAUCUAAUGCAAUUUCUUAACUAAAGUAAUCAAUGAAACAUAUAUAUGA
Messenger RNA from Vigna umbellata (rice bean), 1248 nucleotides. The record is from RefSeq and is a predicted model, not a curated record. NCBI's taxonomy places the organism in Eukaryota, Viridiplantae, Streptophyta, Magnoliopsida, Fabales, Fabaceae.